AUGCCCAGGGCGUGCGUACAGUACGCCAUGGCGGGCACGGGUUCGUGUAGUACGCGCGCCACUGGUGACUCGCGUCGCGUGCGGAGCGGAGGUGUAGGACAGCAUUGGGCGGAUAUGGCGCAGAGGUAUCCACAAUCGUUGCAAUGGUUCAAAAACAAAGAAAAUAGUGGCGUCGAAACAAAUGGCAUAAGCAUCGGCUCUCACGAAGUGGACAAUAGUAACCAUGCCAUAAAUCUCACUGUCAUUCAUAACACUUAUAACUUCUUUAACCAAGGCUGGAACCCCCAGUUCUACAAUCAAGUGUCAAACGGAACCGCAAUCCAAGUGCCAAUCGGAGCCUUACUUAAUGGACAGCACCGCGAGCCAAGUGGCCAUCAAUCACAGUCAGACAAUAGCCAAAGUACUCAAGAGCUUAAUAGUGGGUCACAACCACUUCACCAGCUUAUAGACACCUCGGAGACGCGCGCACCGCGCGACUCCAUCGCUCACAUUUUCAGCAAAACGUUCGUACCUCAGGAUAACACGAAUGACCCGGGUGUUUGGGCCAAACGAUGGGCCCCAUUACUGGCCUUUUGUCAAGAGAAUGGAACACUGCCUGGUCAUCAUUGCCGUACUAGUCGUUAUAAUGUGAAUUAUUGA
Messenger RNA from Oppiella nova, 639 nucleotides. NCBI's taxonomy places the organism in Eukaryota, Metazoa, Arthropoda, Arachnida, Sarcoptiformes, Oppiidae. The record is from the annotation of a GenBank genome assembly.